UUUUGUUUAAAACAGUGCCUGAACAGUGAACAGUGCGUGCUAAAGGAAAGUAGGUGCUGUCAUGUUAGGGGUCUCAUAUACAGGAUUACAUUAUGAAAGCAUGCCAUGUGGAGAGAUCAGGUGUUGUAGUCCAACUACCUAAAAAUAUCAUGUUAAACACUGAGCCUGAGAGAGCAGUUACCAUUCCAGGUCUGUAUUUCAGUCUUCAUUGCUUCCUCCUGAGGGAGGUCCCUGUUGAUACACACACAUGUACACCCACCGGACACAAACUCACACACACACACACAUAUUGACGUCCACUGAGGAGAGUGGAGGUCUGCGAUCCAAAUUUAAAAGAGCACAGGAAAACAAUGUCCUCUUGCAUGGUGAAGUCCAGAAGUAGAAACCCAUAUGCAGCCGUUCAGGUGGACCCAGACAGCGCUUACAUCACUCCAGGAACAUUAGACCUGGAGCAGCUGUUCUGGACCGGCACCACAGCUCAUUACACACACUUCAACGAGGUCUGGCCAGAUGUCUACAUUGGGGAUGAGAAAACUGCUCUGGAGCGGCCUGGUCUGAAGGACCUGGGGAUUACACAUAUCCUGAAUGCAGCAGAGGGAAAGUGGAAUAAUGUGCUGACUGGUGCUCAGUACUACAGAGACAUGGACAUCCAGUAUUAUGGUGUAGAGGCUGAUGACAAACCCACUUUCAACAUGUCCCAGUACUUCAGGCCUGCAGCAAAUUUCAUCCACGAGGCCCUCGCUCACCCACAGAACAAGGUCCUGGUGCACUGUGUGAUGGGCCGGAGCAGGUCAGCGACACUGGUCCUGGCAUACCUGAUGAUGAAACACAAUUUAACUGUAGUGGACGCAAUUGAGCAUGUGCGACAGCGCCGCUGUAUCCUGCCCAAUCACGGCUUCUUAAAACAGCUCAGAGCCCUGGACAUUUCACUGCAGGAGGAAAGGCUGAGACAAAAGAAAGAAACACAGGACCAACAGUAAAUAAUAAGAAAUGAACUUAAAAAUGUAUUCUGACUUAAUGUCAUGUUUUCAAGGAUAUUCUUUGGACAUUUGUUGUCUUUUCACUUGUCCUGUCAUUUUCCACCUGACCAUCUAAUGCCAUGUUUCAAACAUAAAAUAGCACCUCGCUCACAUGAUGAGCCAGUGUUGUGUGUAUACAAAACAGGCAACAUAGCAAAGAACCAAUGUGAAAUUGUGUUUUUAGGCACUUUGUUACAAAAACACACGUUUUAGUUGAAUCUGCUGCAGAUCUUUAAAAAACAUGAAGAAAUCAUGAACAAACUGCUUCAUUUUUUAGCAUUGCAUUGAUCCCACACACACUGCCAGUGCCGUAAAAGCAUACCUGGAUUAAAAUAAAUAAAUAAAUGAGUAAUGGAUUGGCCUUUAAAUGUCCUUCAGAAGGCUGGAGAACGAUUCCUGCAGACUAACACCAGACGGACUGAAUUUUGUCGCCAUCUGCAUGACGUUAGGGAGUACUGCAAAUGUAUUACAAGAUCUCAGGGAGUGGCUCAAAACCUUUUGACCACAAAACCAAAGUGUUGGUUAUAGUAACUGAAGGGAAAAAACUCUGCUUUAGGUAUUAUCCAAACACUUCUACGUAAACAAAGGAAACCAUAACGAGCCAUGAGAGCGAAACCUCUGAAAUAUGAGCUGCACUUCACAUCGAGUUAGUAAUAAAAAAAUACCAGACACAGAAAAACAUCUAUGAUAAAAUCCGUUUUAUUUUUCAAUUUCAAAGUUUACCACAAUGAUGGGCAAACUGUUCCUACUGUCAACAAUUCUCAAACAGGUUAUAAGGCUUUUUUGGUGUAUAUGAACAUAUGAAGGAAGCCACGAAAUUUAGGGACACUGACACAUGAUUCAGUCCAACCAGAUAGAUUUGACAACACCUCUUACAGUAUUUAAUCCUACACAUAUUUCCUACCUUUUACAUAAACUUUGAAUAAAGUUAUAUUCAAGUAUUCCACGUUUAUCUCACCAGUGUAUGAAUCACAGCACAGACAUUAAUACAGACGGUUUAUAACACUUGGCCCCGUAUAGGGAUUUUCACCCAAUUUCUUAUGAAUCUUUAUUUAUUACUCAAGAAAACUGAUUUGAUAAAAAAUGAACAAAAUAGUUAAUUUUUUUUUAAAAUAAUUUAACAGAAUUGCCCCGAGAGUUUGCCAUGAUAUUGCAGAAGAACGUUAAUUUAUUUGAAAAAAAUCAACUGAGAGAAAAGGUCUGCUUUAAUGCCCACUGUAUUCCUAUGGCAGACAACCCCCAAAUAUAAUGAUCCAUUCCCAGCAAUGCAUUAUAUAUAGAAGGGAGGUCAUGUCAAUAUCAAUACUCUCAUGAGCUUUCAAGUUUCCCUGCACAGACAAAUGCAGGCUCAUAUAACAUCCCCAGGCCUCUGCCCAUCAAGUCUGCAAACUGCUAGAAAGAAAGAAAGGCACUCAUUACUUGAUGCCGGUAAAGUCUGAAUAUCACUGACAGUCAACAUUUUGCAGCUUUCACACUUAAUAGGCAGAGGCUUUGAUACAUUAAAAAAAUGUACACUUAAAAUGCCAUUUGAUUCACAACUGGCCAGCUAAAUCGUAACUUAUUCAAAUAAAUCAAUGCAGCGCAUUUCUGAGCAGCAUUCAAAACCUCCUGAUCAGUGUUUUAUUAUUUAUUCCUGUGUAUGUGUAAAUGCAUCCUCCUGUUGCUAUAGCCGUUUGUGCUUGGACUCUUGUCUCCAAGGGGACGAAAUAACACACAAAAAAAACAUAAAACAGACUCACAGGAUAUUGACAUGGUUUUUCCACGAGUCUGAUUGGUGUCAGUGCAUCCACAUGCAAGAAGUGUCAGAGCUGAAGUACAGUUCAAAACUGUAGAAAUCAAAUGUCCGUGAAAGGAGUAUUUUACAUUUAGAGCCCUUUUUGUAAAGGACAAUUACCACAUUUCCUGGUGUUACCAUGAU
Molecule: messenger RNA, 2937 nt
Organism: Oreochromis niloticus (Nile tilapia)
Lineage: Eukaryota; Metazoa; Chordata; Actinopteri; Cichliformes; Cichlidae
Product: dual specificity phosphatase DUPD1
Exons: 4
Coding region: 351-980 (209 amino acids)
Biological process (GO): negative regulation of MAPK cascade; protein dephosphorylation
Cellular component (GO): cytoplasm
Molecular function (GO): MAP kinase phosphatase activity; protein tyrosine/serine/threonine phosphatase activity
Source: RefSeq, a predicted model, not a curated record